ACUCUUAGUUAAGGUUAGUAUCGUAGAUAAGCAGUGAAUCCCACUCACCGAAAAAGAAUAAAUUUGUGGAUUGCGUGUUGAUUACUUAUUUGACAACCGAUCAGAACCCCACUAUAAAAUCCAAUGAAAUUGUAUCGACUAAUCUUAUUCCUAAUCCAAUUGGUAUUUGUAAUUGCUGAAGAUAAUACUAAAUAUAAAGUUAAAUAUCAUUAUGCUGAAAUUCCUUGGAAUAUAGCUGAUGAAUUAGUUGGAUUAAAUAAUAAUUUAACUUCACAAGGACAAUUUGAAAUAAUUAAUAUACGAAGUUCAACAGUUAAUGAUAAAUAUAUUUGUUAUAUUCCAUCAAUUUCAUCAUCAUUAGAAGAAGAAUUAAUAAGUCUUCCACCUAAUAAUAUUCUGGAAAUUACAUUAAAUAGACAAAAUUUAAAGAAACAAGCUGUUAAAGAAAUAUCUAAAUCAUUAAGUACUCAAGGUUGUAAUAUUGCCUUUGGAGUUAAUGGAGGUUAUUGGACAUUUGGUUAUUGUUAUGGAGAUAAAGUAAUUCAAUUCCAUUCAGAUAUUAAAUAUUUUGUAAGUACUGGUAAUCAUCGAGCUGAAGAACCUGAUUUUGUAUAUUUAUUAGGUAAAUUUCCUGGUUCACCAAGUAUUACAAAUAAAACUGAUUUUCAAAAUAAUGUAUCUAAUUUAGAUUUUAAAUUAAAUCCUCAAGAUUUCUUAUUAAAUGAUGAAAUUAAUAAAUUUAAUGAUCCAAUUAAUCAAUUAGAUUCUGAUACUCCAAAACAAACUUUUAUUCAACAUACACUUUUUGAUGGAACAAAAUGUGAAGAAACUGGAAAUUCAAGACAAAUAGAUAUAAUUUAUAAAUGUGAUCCAAAUAAAGGAAUGGUUGAAAUUGCUGAUGUUCAUGAAAUUAAUAUUUGUAAAUAUCAAAUGGUAAUUAAUAUACCAAGACUUUGUUCAAUUGAAGAAUUUAGAGUUAAUACAAUUGAAACAAAAACAGUUGAUAUUGAUUGUAAAUUAGUUAAUAGAUUUGGAAGUGUAUCUAUUGGUAAACCAAUUGAAUUUCAGAAUUUUUUUGAUUAUCCUGAUAAAUUAGCUAAAAAUCAAUAUUUCCCAGUUCAUAAGGAUAAUAGAAUUAAUACAAAUGAUUAUAUUUUUAAACCAUUAGGUUCUAAUUUAUUUUUUGGAUUUAGAAAGGAAAAACUUCAUACUGAAAGUCCUUAUUGGAAUAAUCGAAAUAUAUUAUUAUUUAAUGGUAAAUAUAAUACUACUAAUCAAUUACUUCAAAAUAUCGGUAAAACUUAUGUUAGAGCUCUUGAUUAUAAAAUUCCAUCUCCCAUUGUUUUAGAUGAAAAUAAAUAUUCUACAUUAUCAUUAAAGGAUACAUUUACUGUAUGGUAUGAAUUAUAUGAUGUAUUUGGAAAAUUAAUUGGAUUAAUAAGAAUUAAAAGAGAUAGAAAUCAUGAAGAUGGUAGAAUAGUUUUACAUAUAAUUAAUCCAGAAUUAAUGACUGAUCAAUAUGGUCAAAAAGUUAUAAUUGAAAAAUUCGAUGCUCCAAAUAAUCAAUGGAAUUUUGAGAAUUUCUAUAGACCUAGAAAAGAUGUUAUAGAACGAGAAAAGCAAAUGGAAACUUUUAAACCAACAGAAGAACAAAUUCAAGAACAAGUAGCCGAAGCACUUGAAAGUUUAAUUAAUUCAGGUCAAUUAGGUGAAGGAUUUGAAGCAGUAAUUGUUGGUACUGAAGCAGAUGAAGAGAAUGGUGAGAUGCAUGCGGUAAUAGAGUUUCAACCUAAUGAUGAGGGUACUCAACAAGUAUUACCGAUGGAUAAUAAGCCUGAAGAACAACAACCAGUACAACAGGUGAAGACAGAGAAAAAGGAACAACAGCAACAGGCACAACAAAAAGAACAUAAACCAGAACAGACUGUUAAUAAUAAUAAUAAUAAAUAGAAUAGUUAUGGUUGCAAAUAUAUUUGGUAUAGGUAGGUAAGUAAGUAAGGGGGGUGGGUCGUGUACUGUGAUUUACGCGUACAUCGUGUAAUUCUCAAUACUGAACGGAACGGAAUUUGAUUGAAAAAAAAUGAGCUGUUGGUUAUAGUGGUAAUGAC
Messenger RNA from Scheffersomyces amazonensis, 2108 nucleotides. RefSeq lists its product as uncharacterized. Gene Ontology annotation, biological process: retrograde protein transport, ER to cytosol; endoplasmic reticulum unfolded protein response. Gene Ontology annotation, cellular component: endoplasmic reticulum lumen. NCBI's taxonomy places the organism in Eukaryota, Fungi, Ascomycota, Pichiomycetes, Serinales, Debaryomycetaceae. The transcript has a single exon. The record is from RefSeq and is a predicted model, not a curated record. The coding region runs from base 124 to 1950 and encodes 608 amino acids.